Linum tenue is the source of this 1915-nucleotide messenger RNA. The record is from the annotation of a GenBank genome assembly. Lineage: Eukaryota; Viridiplantae; Streptophyta; Magnoliopsida; Malpighiales; Linaceae.
GUGGAAACUGGGAAAAGAAAAGAAAGGUCAGUUCAGUGGAGGCGAACUGUUCUGGUCAGUUUUGCCUUCCUUCCCCAGCCAGCCAACCUCCUAACAUUUUCGCUUACUUUCUUCUGAAUUCUGAUACCGGAAAGCGAUUACAGAAGAACAACCAAUCGGAGCGUUUUCUAGGGUUUCACCACUGUCGCGAAUUCCCGCCCCGGGUAAUUGAUGAAGCCUAUACGAUUACCGCAGCCGGACAGCCCCACCGCCGUUGGCGUCCCCGAGAUCUUCGAAGGCGGCGCGCACAGCGUCGUCAGGCGCGCUGUUGUGAUUGGCAACGGGUUCGCCGGUUCGGAGAACCAGAGCCUCGGCUUGGUUCGCGCCCUCGGGCUCUACGACCAGCAUGUACUUUAUCGGGUUACAAGACCAAGGGGAGGAAUAAAUGAGUGGCUGCACUGGCUGCCAGUUUGGCUUCACAAAAUUCUAUAUUAUGUCAUGACGAAGUUAAGCAUCUGCUCUCGAAUUACAAGGGCCAAUAAACUUUCACCUUUCCCUUCAGAAAAUGGCGGUAGUGCUGGAUUGGCUUCAAUUUUAGAAGCUGAUGUGAAGCAUAUCGUGAAUCUGGCACGUGAUGCAUACGAAAAGGAUGGCCCUCUUUUGGUUGUUGCAUCUGGAAGAGAUACUAUUUCUGUGGCAAGCUCUAUAAAACGUUUAGCGUCUGAGAAAGUUUUUGUUAUUCAGAUUCAACAUCCUAGGUCACGUCUUAAUAGAUUUGACUUGGUGAUUACCCCACGUCAUGAUUAUUAUGUUCUGACUCCUGAAGGACAGAAGCAGGUCCCAAAUUUUAUGCUGAGAUGGAUAACUCCGCAGGAGCCUCCAGAUGAGCAUGUGGUACUGACAACAGGAGCUUUGCAUCAAAUCGAUUUUUCCACGCUCCGCAGUGCAGCUAGUGCUUGGCAUGAUGAACUUGCCCCUCUGCCGAAGCCAUUGCUAGUGGUUAAUGUUGGAGGACCUGCAAGAUAUUGUCGCUAUGGAGCUGACCUUGCAAAGCAGUUGAGUGACUUUCUUCUUAGUGUUCUUGCUACCUGCGGCAGUGUGAGAAUAUCCUUUUCGGAGAAAACGCCUCUAAAGGUGUCUUCUGUAAUAGUCAAAGAAUUCGCACAGAACCCCAAGGUUUACAUCUGGGAUGGUGAAGAGCCAAAUCCGUACAUGGGACAUUUGGCUUGGGCAGAUGCAUUUGUGGUUACAGCAGAUUCAGUCAGCAUGGUCAGCGAGGCCUGCACCACUGGGAAACCUGUCUAUGUUAUGGGAGCCGAGCGUUGCACAUGGAAGUUGUCAGAGUUCCACAAAUCCUUGAAAGAGCGAGGCGUGGUUCGACCAUUCACUGGCUCUGAGGAUAUCUCGGAAAGCUGGAGCUACCCUCCCCUGAACGACACAGCCGAAGCUGCACGUCGAGUAGUUGAAGCCCUCGCUCAACGUGAUCUCACAUUGCGCCCGUAGGAAGCUUUUGUCCAAAUGCUGUUGUUGUAAGCAAAUUCCUGAACUGGGUUUUUGGUGUUCAACAUUAGGUCCGUUUCUCCAUACCUUCAUACACAACACGUAAUUGUCGUAACGAGAACCUCAUUCAUAGACACAGAUCAAAUUCAUUCUUUUGCCCUUGGAAGAGAAAGAGGGAAGGAGGGUUUCAGGCUUUCAUGUCGUAUGAUAUUUGUGUGUACAAUGAUCAAAGACUAUUAUAGCUCCAUGGUAGCUCGGCUUUGUAACUAAGGAAGAGAGGCUUCAAAUGUUCAGUGUACUUGAGAUCUAAUAAGAAAAAAGUGAAUAGCUGUGCAGUGCAAUUUUUGGCCGGCAUAUUCCGUCGGCCGGCGGUGCACGUAGCGUUCCUUUUACCUUUGUGCCGCCAACUCAGCAACUAUAGGGUUUUAACAGUAAU